Molecule: messenger RNA, 2796 nt
Organism: Anoplopoma fimbria (sablefish)
Lineage: Eukaryota; Metazoa; Chordata; Actinopteri; Perciformes; Anoplopomatidae
Gene: scin
Product: scinderin
Biological process (GO): actin filament severing; actin polymerization or depolymerization; barbed-end actin filament capping
Cellular component (GO): actin cytoskeleton; cytoplasm
Molecular function (GO): actin filament binding; phosphatidylinositol-4,5-bisphosphate binding
Source: RefSeq, a predicted model, not a curated record
AGCAACAGAGCAGCAGUGUGUUCAUACCCUCAGCCUUCCCACCAUCAUCCUAAGAGCAUUACGCAGCAGCAGCAGCAGACAUGGUACUCCACCACAAAGAGUUCACCAAUGCAGGCAAGACAGCCGGCAUACAGAUUUGGAGGAUCGAGAAUCUGGAGCUGGUCCCUGUGCCAGAAAGCUUGUGUGGGAACUUUUACAUCGGUGAUGCUUAUGUGAUUCUCUACACUGUCAAACAGAAGAACAGCGUUUUCUACCACUUGCACUACUGGCUGGGAAAAGAAUGCAGCCAGGAUGAAAGUACCGCUGCAGCCAUCUUUACUGUGCAUCUGGAUGACUACCUGGGCGGAAAGCCGGUCCAGUACAGAGAACUGCAGGGGGUCGAGUCAACAGCCUUCGCCAGCUACUUUAAGGGAGGGAUUACUUACAAGACAGGAGGUGUGGCCUCAGGUUUCCACCAUGUGGUCACCAAUGACCUUUCAGCAAAGAGACUCCUACACAUAAAGGGCCGGAGGGUCGUGAGGGCCACCCAGGUCCCUCUCAGCUGGACCAGCUUUAACAGUGGAGACUGCUUCAUUGUUGAUCUCGGAGAUAAGAUCUAUCAGUGGUGUGGAGCCAAAUGUAACAAGUUUGAGCGACUGAAGGCGGCACAAGUGGCCAGAGGUAUCCGUGACAACGAGAGAAAUUCCCGGGCCGAACUGAUAGUUGUAGAAGAGGGAAGUGAACUGUCCAAGUUAACUGAUGUCCUUGGAGUCAAACCAGAACUCUCAGAGGGAGAUGUCGAUGAUGAUACAGAGGCAGACCUGUCCAACAGGAAAAUGGCUAAACUAUACAUGGUUUCUGAUGCGUCAGGGUCCAUGAAAGUGACCAUUGUGAAGGAGGAAAACCCAUUCCUCCAGACUGACCUGCUCCCAGAUGAAUGCUUCAUUCUGGACCAUGGCAGAAACAAGAUGAUAUUUGUAUGGAAAGGGCAUAAUGCCAACCCCAGUGAAAGAAAGGAAGCAAUGAAAACAGCUGAAGGCUUCAUCAAACAGAUGGGGUACCCAGCAAACACACAGAUCCAGGUGUUGCCAGAGGGAGGAGAGACUUCCAUGUUCAAGCAGUUCUUCCUGGGCUGGAAGGACAGGGACCAGAGUGAGGGUUUUGGGAAGGUGUUUGUCACUGAGAGAAUUGCGAGGAUACAGCAGGGGGAAUUUGAUGCCUCCAAGCUCCAUGAGUCCAAUCACAUGGCAGCCCAGUACAACAUGGUGGAUGAUGGGAGCGGACUAACACAGAUCUGGAGGGUGGAGAGCAAUGGCAGGGUUCCUAUCGACCCAAAGGGCUACGGUCAGUUCUAUGGCGGGGACUGUUACAUCAUCCUGUACACUUACGGGAAGAGGCAGGUCAUCUACACCUGGCAAGGAGCCAGAUGCUCUUUGGAUGAGCUAACAGCUUCUGCCUUCCUGACAGUAGAACUGGAUCGUUCACUGGGAGGGCAUGCAGUGCAGGUCAGAGUGUGCCAGGGUAAGGAGCCCCCACAUCUGCUGAGCCUCUUCAAACCCAAACCCCUCAUUGUAUAUAAGAAUGGUACGUCCCGCCUCAUAGGCCAGACCCCCCCACCUCCAACCCGACUGUUUCAGGUACGACGGAACCUGGGCACCAUCACCAGAAUCGCUGAGGUUGAUGCCAGUGCAUCCAGUCUGAACUCUAAUGAUGCCUUCCUGCUGAAGAUGACUGAUGGCCGGGGCUAUCUUUGGAUGGGCAAAGGGGCCAGUAAAGAAGAGGAGAAAGGAGCUGACUACAUGAGUAAAGAGCUGAACUGCAGCAGCAAACACGUCAUGGAGGGAAAUGAACCAGAUGACUUCUGGGCAGCAUUAGGGGGAACAGAGUACCAGACCUCAGAGAGCCUGGACAGUCAGACCAUCACUCACCCUCCUCUUCUGUUUGGAUGUUCCAAUAAGACCGGCAGGUUCAUAAUUGAGGAGGUUCCAGGAGAGUUCACACAGGAUGACCUGGCUGAAGAUGAUGUGAUGCUGCUGGAUGUGUGGGACCAGGUGUUUGUGUGGAUCGGAAAGGAUGCCAACGAGGUGGAGAGAACUGAAUCCGUCAAAUCUGCCAAACGGUACAUAGAGACCGACCCGAGCGGACGGGACAAACAGACUCCUGUGGUGGUGGUGAAACAAGGCCAUGAACCUCCCACCUUCACAGGCUGGUUCCUGGCCUGGGAUGCCUCCCACUGGGACUCUGUCACCUGGAGCAUGAAAUCCAUACAUCUUUAGAUUCACAUUAUACAGAUAAAUUGAUCCACACAGGACAACUGAAAUAGGUUCCUUUAUAUAACUAGUGUGAUAAAUAAAGAAAUCCAGUUGUUUGUAAUCUUGUAUUUUACCACAUGCAGGCACAACUUUUACAUUGACAUGAAAUGACAAACUGUCAAAAGUUUGGCGUCCAAAUGGAUCUCUGGUCUCUGAUUUUUCAUUUGUUGUUGGAAAUACUGUAGCUACUUUGGAAUCAUUCUUAUAUAAUCAUUUUAUUUGACAUGCUGUUUGUAUCCAAACCUACCCCAAAAAGUUAAGAGAUAAAAGACAUGCGACUGAUAUUGAUCUUCUAAUCUCACUGGUGGUAAGAAAGGGAAUGAGCGUAUUUCACAAAAAUGUUCUUUUAGAGCAGUCUGUCAUUUCUGGAGAACAGUAUAUUUUCUUUGUUGAUGGCUCCCUCUUGUUGGAUUGGGUACAAAUCCAUUAUAAUAAACUAAGUAAAAUCCAUUGGGAAGACCUUCAUCUCUCACCUUUAUUUGAGAUUUAAAAGCACUUGAUAAAU